UCAGUUGUCACUUGUCACCACGUGCAGCAUCAAACCCUAAACCCUGCGUAUUCUAUCUUCACAAAAGUGCCCGGGCCACAACCACAGGCACUGAGUUGGUUUCCGAGUGAGUUAACUCGCUCAAAAUGGCCGACUCAGCUACCGAACUUGCUGAGCAACCACCAUUAUGUAAGACCAACGGAACUAAUAAUCCAACGCCUGAACAGCUUGUAGCGAAAGCAAUAGCUCCAGUUAAAGCAGAAUUCCUCCGUCCUCCUCCACCUUCUAGGACCAAUCAAAACGACACUGUCAUUCCCAACUCCGACGCCAAAGCAGCAUCUCAGUCAAUCGUGUCCAAGGAGAAGAAAUCUAAAAGACAACUCAAACGCGAACGCCGCGAGGAAAAGAAAUCUGCACUGAAUCUAUGUCCUGAAUUAGCGAAAACUGAAGAUGUCAAUUCUUGUCGUUACGGCGAUAAAUGUCGUUUUAGCCAUGACCUAGAAGCAUUCAAGGCUCAGAAACCUGAUGAUAUAGAAGGAAAAUGUCCGUUUAUAAACGGCGAAGGGAAGGCGUGUCCUUAUGGAUUGGCAUGUAGAUUUUAUAGUACGCAUGAAAAUGGUGUUAAAGGUGAUGCUUCAAAUACACGAAAGCAGAGUUCAGAGGUUAAUGGAUUGAAUAAGGACGUUCAGAAGCUUUUGUGGAAAAAUAGAUUCAAGUUUCCCAAAGCUGAUGCGAUACUUAAGUCUCUUGGCCUUAUGGGACCUAGCAAUUCAAGAGUCAAAAGGCAGAAUGAUGAUGAAGUUGAUAAUGCUUCUGUCAAUGAUUCUCAUGCUGCAAGUGAGAAUGGUUGUGGAAAACUAGCCACUGACGCAGCUGAUAAACUGGAAUGCCCUUCAGAAGUGCUAACUGAGGAUAAUGCAGAUGCAGUAACUGAUGAAAUAAGGCCCCUGAAAAAAGCAAAGUCAGAUGUUGACGAAAAAUGUUGCUCUGGCGAAGAAGCUAAUGGAGCAAGUGUCCCGGAGAAAGAUUCUGAGGAUAGUUUCAAAGAAACUGAAUCAGAUGCUGUGAACAACGGUGCACUAACAGAACCAGAUGGAAGCUUGAAAACACAUCCACGUGAAAAGAAGCUUAUUGACUUCAAAGGAAAACUGUACCUUGCACCUUUGACUACCGUUGGAAAUCUUCCUUUCCGAAGGCUUUGCAAAUUAUUAGGAGCUGAUAUAACUUGUGGUGAAAUGGCAAUGUGCACAAAUCUUUUGCAGGGUCAAGCUUCAGAAUGGGCAUUGCUGAGACGUCAUUCAUCUGAGGAUUUGUUUGGCGUGCAAAUAUGUGGGGCAUAUUCUGAUACUGUGGCGCGUACGGUUGAGCUUAUAGAUCAGGAAUGCACAGUGGAUUUCAUCGACAUAAAUAUGGGUUGCCCAAUUGAUAUUGUUGUUAGCAAGGGUGCUGGAUCGUGUCUUCUUACGAAACCAAUGCGGAUGAAAAGUAUUAUACAUGCUGCCUCUAGUACAGUGGAUACUCCUAUAACUGUCAAGGUGCGAACAGGGUACUUUGAAGGGAAAAAUCGUAUUGAUUCGUUAAUUGCUGAUAUUAGUAACUGGGGGACCAAUGCUGUAACAAUACAUGGUAGAUCACGACAGCAACGCUAUAGCAAGCUUGCUGAUUGGGAAUAUAUAUACCACUGUGCUAAAAAAGCCCCAGAAUCUUUUCAAGUAUUGGGAAAUGGGGAUAUCUUUUCAUAUACAGACUGGAACAAACACAAGUCUGACUGCCCUGAGCUCUCUUCAUGCAUGAUAGCUAGAGGAGCUUUAAUUAAGCCUUGGCUAUUUACCGAAAUCAAGGAACAGAGGCAUUGGGACAUCAGGUCUGGAGAGCGAUUGGAUAUUUUAAAGGAUUAUGUACAUUUUGGCCUUGAGCAUUGGGGUUCUGAUACAAAAGGGAUAGAGACAACCAGGCAUUUCUUGUUGGAAUGGCUUAGCUACACAUGCAGGUAUAUACCUGUUGGUCUCCUGGAUGUCAUUCCACAAAGGAUUAAUUGGCGUCCACCAUCCUACUAUGGUCGUGAUGACCUUGAAACACUUAUGGCUUCUGAUUCUGCUGCUGAUUGGAUUCGGAUCUCCGAAAUGUUGCUUGGCAAAGUUCCAGAAGGGUUUACAUUUGCACCAAAACAUAAGUCCAAUGCUUAUGACCGAGCAGAGAAUGGCUAACUGGUGUUACUUGCGGAUUGUCAUGGAGGAACUCAAUGAUUUUUGUCACACGAAUCUGCUCCCCAGCCCCUGUCAUGCAUUUGGUUCCAGAACUUUAUGGAAGUAGGGAUGUCAAAUCGAGGCGAUUCCGCGAUGUCAGUUUUUGCUCAGGAAGGACACAUUGUUCUUUUGGUGGUUAUGUUAUUAUUUAAGAGGAACCAAUAACCAGUUUGGUUAUCUUACGGAUAGAUUUGGUAGUUGCUCCUUUAUCAUGCCAAAACAUUGUAAUUUUUUUACAAACUACCAAAUGCUGAACUACGAUUUUUAGAACUUAUCUGAGAGUUAAUUGGUGCA
Messenger RNA from Ricinus communis (castor bean), 2519 nucleotides. Its product is annotated as tRNA-dihydrouridine(47) synthase [NAD(P)(+)]-like. Lineage: Eukaryota; Viridiplantae; Streptophyta; Magnoliopsida; Malpighiales; Euphorbiaceae. The coding region runs from base 126 to 2186 and encodes 686 amino acids. The record is from RefSeq and is a predicted model, not a curated record. Gene Ontology annotation, molecular function: metal ion binding; tRNA dihydrouridine synthase activity; RNA binding. Gene Ontology annotation, biological process: tRNA processing. The transcript is spliced from 10 exons.